AUGUUUUCUCUGCGCCUGUGUUGUGUGCACGUUUAUGCUCUCUAUACUCUCGCACAAUCUGUUUCCGCUGUCCAGGAUGGCUUUGGCACGGAGUCAUGGCCCGACAAGUCCCGAUUCAUCGGAGAGUUUUCACGCGGCAAAAAGAGCGGCAGCGGCGAGUACCAGUGGCCAGAUGGGUCAAAGUACCAAGGGCAGUGGUGCAUGAACAUGAUCGAUGGUUUUGGAAUUUACAUGGGCGUUGAUGGACGCGAGUACAGAGGUAGAUGGAUGGCUUCAACCAUGAACGGAUGCGGUCGCUACAAGUGGGUCAGCCAUCUUGGACUUGCUCUGGGCCUGCCCUUGUCCAACGCAUGGCUGGACACAGGGCAUGUCCUAGUGGCGCAGAUUGCCAAGAUGCAUUUGAGCCCACAAGAAGUUCGGAAAGCCGAGAGGAUUCUCGCAACAUGGAGUGGCGACUUUCCUGGAAUGUCAGAUUUUGUCAACAGCGCAGUCUGGCCGGAUCACAUCAAGUGCCUUCGAAAUGACACGCUCUAUUGCCGCGGUUUGCCUGCGACGGCACUGAAUGAGCCUCUGGGCAGCAGACUUUCAUGCGAGCCGAUUGGGGAGGGGCAGGAUCAUCUGGCGCUUGAUGAGUUGAACCCGUACGCGGAUUCGUCAGCAGUUUGGGCUCUGACACAAGCCAUGCGCCCCUCGCCGAACUUGAAAGUCGCUUGUGAUGGCAGCGUUUUUGACUUAUCAAGCGUUAUCAAGGGUGUAUCGGUUCACGUCUUCAUCUCCCGGCCUGACCUGAAGCUCUCCACAUCGUCGGAGACGCACACCAGCCGCUCCAUGAUCCAGUCCAACUGGAGCACGCUGACGAAUCUCCAUGCUUUCUGGGAUGCGGCGGGAGGUAUGUAUCUGGAUGAAUGGCCAUAUUCUUCUUCGCAAGAGGCAUGGCGCGAUCGGAAUGCCUCCAUCAUUGUAGGAGACUUUCCAAAGAGCAGUCUCGAGGAAUACCAGGCCGAAGACAUGGACUGCUUUCUCAUUCCCAGCGAUUGCGUGAAGGUUUUCAAAAAAUGGGUGCAGGAAGCACAUAUCCUAGCAGUCCAGCAUGCGUACGUUGGCGUCCGUGCCGGUGCGCCCGACACAUACAUUGCCGAGGUUCGACAGAUCUCAAGAAAGCAGCUUGCUUUGGCCGGAUACCGCUUGGCAGACCUCCUGAGAGUGGUCCUUCCUCUCUUGCCAUCACCUCCUGCAGAAGCCAUGAGCUUUGCGAAGCUCGACGAGCAUGCGAGCUUUCAGCAGGCCGUUCUGGUGAUUGUCUGCAGCCUGGAGUCUCUGCUGCUUGCAGUCUUAGCAGCUGGGCGGUGCGGAAGACGGUGUGCUCGGUCCCACAGCCGCCCGUGCGAGUUCGAGGGUGGAAGGGAAAAACAGCUUGCGAGUGGCCGGAUCCCAAGAGUGGAGGGUUUGAGACAGCUGCAGGUGGACGGCCGCUGCUACCAGGGCCAGUAUGCGCGCGACCAGAAGGAUGGCUUUGGCAUCUUCACGUGGGCAGAUGGGCGACGCUACGAGGGAUACUGGAGCAAAGGUCGACAACACGGCAUCGGUCGCUUGUGCAAUUCACAGGGUGCCCAUCGCUUGGCCCGGUGGGAAAACGGAGAACGCAAAGAAUGGUUGGAGGAGGAGCAGAAUGCCCCUGAUAUGGUGCAGGCAAUGCAACCACGGCGAUAA
Molecule: messenger RNA, 1710 nt
Organism: Symbiodinium necroappetens
Lineage: Eukaryota; Dinophyceae; Suessiales; Symbiodiniaceae
Source: the annotation of a GenBank genome assembly